AUGGGGAGCAACUGCUGCAAGGGAGAAGCGGGCACUCAGGUGUACAAAGGCAAUGGCACGGAAAUAUCGAUUGGACCUCGGCGGCGGAAAAGCCCCGUCUACGCGGAGAUGAUGCGUGAGGAAACAUUCCAAGUGGACGAAACGCCACACUAUGGUGCACCAUUUUUCCUAAGGAAGCUUAGCGACUAUACGGUGUUGGUGGGUACGAAGGCAAAACUAUCCGUGCACAUUUCGAACACUGCCGACGUGAAGGUUACGUGGUAUAAAGACGACGCACCUCUCGUCGAGUGUGAGCGGUACGUUUGCACCGGCAAGGGCCAACUACAUUCGCUCGACAUCGCUACCGUAAUGCCCGAGGAUAAUGCCAAAUGGUCCUGUCAGGCGGAGAAUUUGCUUGGAAAGUGCGUGUGCAGUGGGCAGCUUACAGUGCGAGUGCCCGAAACCUACAAAGCUCCGGAAUUCGUGGAUGAGCUGCGUGCCAUUCUUACCAGCCAGGGCACGAUCUCGCUCGAGUGCAAAGUGAUCGGCUAUCCGACGCCGGAACUGCGAUGGUUUAAGGAUUCGAAGGAGAUCAAAGCGGGCGACAUGUUCGGGCUAACGAUUAACGGUGGAGAUUUGGCAUCGCUCGGCGUGUACACCUGUGUGGCGACGAACUGUGUCGGUAAGAGCAGUUCCAGCUCGAAAGUGCGGGUACAGGAGCAGGAAACGACGACGAAAGAAAAAACGAUUGACAAAAUUUCACCGGUUUUUAUCGAAGAACUCGAGAAAAUUAAAGGCAAAAUCGGCGAUCGAUUGGAGCUGCGUUGUAAAAUCAAUCUAUCUGCAGCUCCGUUGAGCGUUCGAUGGUACAAUCAAAAUGGCCUGAUUGAAGCGAACGAAAAGUAUUCUAUAUUCGACGACGGUUUGGGUUGCUUCCUGGUCGACAUAAAUGCGGCGGAACUGUGCGAUGCCGGCGAAUGGAAGUGUGUCAUUACGUGCAAGGAUGGCUUAAUAGGCAUUACGACCAAUGUGGUGGAAUUGGAUGUGCCCAGAAACUAUCGAGCGCCUCGGUUUAUGGAAGGACUGAAAGCAGUCAUGACCGACGAAGGACUCGUCUCGUUCGAGUGUAAAGUGAUCGGAUUUCCUACGCCCAUUCUACGCUGGUACAAAGAUGGGCGCGAAUUGAAGCCGGGCGAUGUGUACCAUUUGACCGGUGUGAACUCACUCGGAUCGUACUGUUGCGUGGCUAGAAACAGUCUCGGAGAAGCAUCGAGCACUACCUUCCUUUCUGUGAACGACAUUAAAGCACAGCUGAACGAGGAAGAGUGGCUUAACUUGCUGCAGGUAAACCAGGCGCCAGUGUUUAAAACCGGGCUGAUCAGUCGAGAUGUAAGCAUUGCCGAACCGUUUAGGCUAUCGGUCGUGGUUAGUUCGGUAUCGAAGCCUACAGUGAACUGGUACAAAGAUGAUCUGGUAGUGGAAGUUUCUGAUAAUUAUAAACUAUCUUCCGACGAAAGUACGUACACGUACAACAUCGAUGUGGUUGUGGCGCAGUUGGAUGAUCAGGGCGAAUGGAAGUGUGUCGCAACGAACGAGUUCGGUCAGGCUGGUACGUCUUGUUUCGUGAAGCUAAUCAUACCGAAACACUACCGUAAGCCAAAGUUUUUGGAAAACUUGAAAGCGGUCAUGUUGCGCGAUGGUACAGUAAAUCUCGAGUGUAAGGUGAUCGGUGUUCCGCAACCGAUCCUUAAGUGGUACAAGGAUGGUACGGAACUGAAGCCGGGAGAUAUACAUCGGAUCAUUACUGGCCAGGAUGGUAAAUGCUGUCUGGGAACAUACACUUGUGAGGCGGUGAACUGCAUGGGAUCGGUCAGUAGUACUGCCUCGUUGCACGGUUAUGAUGGUAUAGCGGACGAAGGUCCACUACCUCCAGAAGGUGCAGCACCGCUCGUGAAGGAUGCCUCACUAUCCACGAUACACGAGGAACGAACUUCACAGAUGUUUGAUACGGCCGCUUCGUACGAAAGUGCAGCCAGCAAUGGCCGGGAAGAGAUAUCGUUCACAUUUGAUGGUAAGGAGGUUUCGAUAUCGUUGUACGAAACGCCAGAACUGACCAACGAUGAAGCACUGCAGAUCGUGCAGAUGUUUGCCGACCAACUGCAUCAAAAUAUUAACGAAAACGAAAACGUUACCAGCAUGCCAUCGUUGCGAUUUGUGAAGGAAACAUCAACCUCCGGGCAGCUGGUGAUGGAGGCGCUCGUCAUAGACGUGCCCGUCGUAGAGGAUAACAAUGUGUUCGAGGAUGACCGUCGUACGGACUUUGACAUCGAUGAAAUGCAUGACGAGAACACGUUCACCUUCGAGAGUGGUAUCGCUUCGUCGAAGGUACGUACACACCGGCAGAGUAGCAACGACCAGGAUGAUUUCCGCAGUAUGACAGCGUCGGACCAUUCGGAUCUCGAGCAGGACGUCAUGUUAAGCAUUUUGAGCAGAGACAGUCUGCCGGUGCUUACGAGUCCGGCUAAAACUGUGGACGCGGCGGCAGGCGAUGAUACUGCCGAACGGUUGCAGUCGCUGGUGGAGACGGUCAUUUUUCAUCUUGCGUCCAUUCGGGAAGAAGUGCGAAAUCAAACGGAUCUUGCCAUUACGGCUAACUUUAGGGAACGCAGUGAAAAAAUCCUAGCUGACAUCCUUUACCCAGUGCAACAGAUACACAAAAGUUUGAAUGGCGCAGUGGUGCUUGAAAAUUUACUGGACCCGCUAGAACAUCUGGCCCGUGGUUUGAGUGUGGUGGAAAAGUGUGUACAAAUCGGUGGAUAUAGUCGUACGUUCGUUUAUCGGACGAGCGUCUGCAUUGUGGAAGGCUGUGGUAAGCAGAUCUUAAACUGUCUCACCGAUAUGCGGCUGCUGGCGGGUCAGCAGCUGGAGGCAGAUUUUGUCACGCAGCAAAAAAUCUACAUGGCACUGUUGGAGGUGCAGACAAGCAUCGAAUCUGCGCUCGAGAGCAUUCAGUCGCAGCGUAUUCUGCAGGAUGCCGAUUCGGUCGCGGCACUGCAGGACCUGACUAGCAUCGUAACGAACCGUUCCAUCUUCGAGGAUAUCGACUUUAUUCUGAAGGCGGACGAACCUAUCGGCGGACUGCAGAUUAAAAAUUUGCAGAUAACGGUGCUGGAAUUCGAAAAAUCGCUUGCUACCAUCCUAACGAUUGUUUCUCAGUCGGAACACUGCAACGUACGGUCGGAAAUUGCAAGGUUUGGUUUGACGGAGGUACUGCUAGAACUAAAGAACAAAACGGAGGUACUGCUGGUGCAGAGUACCGAGCAACGACAGAAAAGCAUAGUAACGGAAGAGAUGAAGCCGGCGGUCAGUGAGCUGAACAGCUUGGUAGAGAUGGUAGAGGCGAAUGAAUCUUACGCGGAGGUGAUCAACUGUCUCAACGAUAUGUUUGUACCGUUGGAAGAAAUGAAAACGGCUUUGUCGAAGUUGUCGGACGAGCUGCGCCAUGUACCGGGCGAAAAGGAGUACAGCAGCAGUCAAGCACUUGAGCAACAAAUUGAAGAGUUUUACGAGCUGAUCGUACAUCUCAAGGAGGAGAUACAGCGUACGAGCAAGGAGUACACGCACAAUGCGGAUGUAUUUUCGCGGCUCGAAGAUUGCCUGAAUCGACUGUUCUGCAUACAUACCGCAGAUUCGAUUGAUGACGAAGAAUGUGCAAGAAUGGAGAUAGUGCUGAUACAGCUUUUGAUGAACCAUCUGACGAAGAUUGAAUUAGCUUUGCAGGAGAAAACUGAACAAGAGAUGCUUUCCUACCUGUCGACAGCAUUCUUGAAUGUGCACGAUAAUUUGCAACAUUUUAGCUACAUGCGUUCGAACAGCAAGUAUGAAAAGAUACGGCAAGAUAUACUGCAGCACGCUAGAAGGAUGGUGUUUUACCUGAUUGAAGAGGAAACCUCUGUUACCUCGACUGAGGAACGACGCAAAGCCAUUUAUGAGAUCGCUCUGUUUUCGAUCCAUAGCGAUUCGGCACGGCUGAUGGAUGGGCUGGAGAGGAAUUUCUCUAAACUAGUCGGUGAUUCUGAUGGUUUGCCAACUCUACUACAGCGCUUACAUGAGUUCGAUGAAUGCACGACCUCAUCUUUGAAGACUCACGAGCAGUCAAUAUUUACCGACAAUGAAUCAGCCUUUGAAUCACUUCUUAAAUUGGCAACGACUAUGCGCCAUUCUAUUGAUCUUUUGGAAGAACAAAUAAUGAACAAUUCGUACGAUUCUAACAAGUUCGUUACUUCUUUGGAAGAACUUCAUGUGGCAGCGGAUAAUUACAGUCGUAGUAAUGAAAAUCAUAUGGGACAGUUGUGUCACAGUUUGUGUGACGAUUUGAAUGUACUGAUAAUGACUUGGAAACGUAAACAAGCCACGAGUACUGAUGCAAGCGAAACUGUAACCACAAGCACUUUUGAUUCGCUAAAGACAAGUGUAAUCGAGAUCAGGAAAACGCUUGAGACGAAAUCUGUUACCCUCAAUGUACAGCAGUCACUUGAUGUUUUAGAACAAACGAUUAUCGAGCUGGAAGGACAGCCCAUGCAGAUGCAAAGUAUCGAGCUAGUGAAUGCCAUCGCGACACCGAUUGCGAAGGUGACCGAGACGUUGAAGAACAUCGAUCUUCAAUCGGCCCAGGUAGAGCCGACGGUAGUGUUGGAGGAUUGUCUGCUCCAGAUGUGCGAAUCAUUCGAGAAGGCACAGUCCGAGCACUCCUUGGAACAGGCUAAGGAGAGCACUUCUCACAGCAAACUGCUCGAAACGGUCACGCAUGUACAGCAUGAUAUUCGUGAGUGUAUCCAGCAGGAGAAGGAUACCAGAGCAAAGGGACAAGGAGCUCUGGAAUCGUUGAAGCAAUCGUUGUCUGAUGUCCAACAGCUCAUCAAGACGGAGAUUGUAGUGAAGGAUGUUUCGAAGCCGUUGUUCGCUUUGGAAAGCACGAUCAACGAGCUCGUGGGUCAGCCGAUGCAGAUGCAAAGUAUCGAGCUAAUGAAUGCCAUCGCGACACCGAUUGCGAAGGUGACCGAGACGUUGAAGAACAUCGAUCUUCAAUCGGCCCAGGUAGAGCCGACGGUAGUGUUGGAGGAUUGUCUGCUCCAGAUGUGCGAAUCAUUCGAGAAGGCACACUCCGAGCACUCCUUGGAACAGGCUAAGGAGAGCACUGCUCACAGCAAACUGCUCGAAACGGUCACGCAUGUACAGCAUGAUAUUCGUGAGUGUAUCCAGCAGGAGAAGGAUACCAGAGCAAAGGGACAAGGAGCUCUGGAAUCGUUGAAGCAAUCGUUGUCUGAUGUCCAACAGCUCAUCAAGACGGAGAAUGUAGUGAAGGAUGUUUCGAAGCCGUUGUUCGCUUUGGAAAACACGAUCAAUGAGCUCGUGGGUCAGCCCAUGCAAAUGCAAAGUAUUGAGCUAAUGAAUGCCAUCGCGACACCGAUUGCGAAGGUGACCGAGACGUUGAAGAACAUCGAUCUUCAAUCGGCCCAGGUAGAGCCGACGGUAGUGUUGGAGGAUUGUCUGCUCCAGAUGUGCGAAUCAUUCGAGAAGGCACAGUCCGAGCACUCCUUGGAACAGGCUAAGGAGAGCACUUCUCACAGCAAACUGCUCGAAACGGUCACGCAUGUACAGCAUGAUAUUCGUGAGUGUAUCCAGCAGGAAAAAGAUACCAGAGCAAAGGGACAAGGAGCUCUGGAAUCGUUGAAGCAAUCGUUGUCUGAUGUCCAACAGCUCAUCAAGACGGAGAUUGUAGUGAAGGAUGUUUCGAAGCCGUUGUUCGCUUUGGAAAGCACGAUCAACGAGCUCGUGGGUCAGCCGAUGCAGAUGCAAAGUAUCGAGCUAAUGAAUGCCAUCGCGACACCGAUUGCGAAGGUGACCGAGACAUUGAAGAACAUCGAUCUUCAAUCGGCCCAGGUAGAACCGACGGUAGUGUUGGAGGAUUGUCUGCUCCAGAUGUGCGAAUCAUUCGAGAAGGCACACUCCGAGCACUCCUUGGAACAGGCUAAGGAGAGCACUUCUCACAGCAAACUGCUCGAAACGGUCACGCAUGUACAGCAUGAUAUUCGUGAGUGUAUCCAGCAGGAGAAGGAUACCAGAGCAAUGGGACAGGGAGCGCUGGAAUCGUUGAAGCAAUCGUUAUCUGAUGUCCAACAGCUCAUCAAGACGGAGAUUGUAGUGAAGGAUGUUUCGAAGCCGUUGUUCGCUUUGGAAAGCACGAUCAACGAGCUCGUGGGUCAGCCCAUGCAAAUGCAAAGUAUCGAGCUAAUGAAUGCCAUCGCGACACCGAUUGCGAAGGUGACCGAGACAUUGAAGAACAUCGAUCUUCAAUCGGCCCAGGUAGAACCGACGGUAGUGUUGGAGGAUUGUCUGCUCCAGAUGUGCGAAUCAUUCGAGAAGGCACACUCCGAGCACUCCUUGGAACAGGCUAAGGAGAGCACUGCUCACAGCAAACUGCUCGAAACGGUCACGCAUGUACAGCAUGAUAUUCGUGAGUGUAUCCAGCAGGAGAAGGAUACCAGAGCAAAGGGACAGGGAGCGCUGGAAUCGUUGAAGCAAUCGUUAUCUGAUGUCCAACAGCUCAUCAAGACGGAGAUUGUAGUGAAGGAUGUUUCGAAGCCGUUGUUCGCUUUGGAAAACACGAUCAAUGAGCUCGUGGGUCAGCCCAUGCAGAUGCAAAGUAUCGAGCUAAUGAAUGCCAUCGCGACACCGAUUGCGAAGGUGACCGAGACGUUGAAGAACAUCGAUCUUCAAUCGGCCCAGGUAGAGCCGACGGUAGUGUUGGAGGAUUGUCUGCUCCAGAUGUGCGAAUCAUUCGAGAAGGCACAGUCCGAGCACUCCUUGGAACAGGCUAAGGAGAGCACUGCUCACAGCAAACUGCUCGAAACGGUCACGCAUGUGCAGCAUGAUAUUCGUGAGUGUAUCCAGCAGGAGAAGGAUACCAGAGCAAAGGGACAGGGAGCUCUGGAAUCGUUGAAGCAAUCGUUGUCUGAUGUCCAACAGCUCAUCAAGACGGAGAUUGUAGUGAAGGAUGUUUCGAAGCCGUUGUUCGCUUUGGAAAGCACGAUCAACGAGCUCAUGGGUCAGCCCAUGCAGAUGCAAAAUAUCGAGCUAAUGAAUGCCAUCGCGACACCGAUUGCGAAGGUGACCGAGACGUUGAAGAACAUCGAUCUUCAAUCGGCCCAGGUAGAGCCGACGGUAGUGUUGGAGGAUUGUCUGCUCCAGAUGUGCGAAUCAUUCGAGAAAGCACAGUCCGAGCACUCCUUGGAACAGGCUAAGGAGAGCACUUCUCACAGCAAACUGCUCGAAACGGUUACGCAUGUACAGCAUGAUAUUCGUGAGUGUAUCCAGCAGGAAAAGGAUACCAGAGCAAAGGGACAAGGAGCUCUGGAAUCGUUGAAGCAAUCGUUGUCUGAUGUCCAACAGCUCAUCAAGACGGAGAAUGUAUUGAAGGAUGUUUCGAAGCCGUUGUUCGCUUUGGAAAACACGAUCAACGAGCUCGUGGGUCAGCUCAUGCAAAUGCAAAGUAUCGAGCUAAUGAAUGCCAUCGCGACACCGAUUGCGAAGGUGACCGAGACGUUGAAGAACAUCGAUCUUCAAUCGGCCCAGGUAGAGCCGACGGUAGUGUUGGAGGAUUGCCUGCUUCAGAUGUGCGAAUCAUUCGAGAAGGCACAGUCUGAGCAUUCCUUGGAACAGGUUAAGGAGAGCACUGCUCACAGCAAACUGCUCGAAACGGUUACGCAUGUACAGCAUGAUAUUCGUGAGUGUAUCCAGCAGGAGAAAUAUACCAGAACAAAGGGACAGGGAGAUGAGAAGAAGCAGGAGCAGGAAAAUGCCCAGCAGAAGAAGGCAGAGGAAACAGAAAAGCAGAAAAGGGUAGAGGAAGACGCCAAUACGAUGAUAGUUGAGCAAGAGACUAAGAAGAAGCAGGAAGAGGAAGAAGCUAAGAAAAGGCAAGCAAAUGAAGAGGCCAAGCAGAAGAAGGUCGAGGAAGAGAACAAGAAGAAGCAGAGGAUGGCCGAGGAAGGUGCCAAGAAAAAGAAGGAAGAAGAAGCUAAGAACAAGAAGGCUGAAGAAGAGGCCAAAAAGAAUGCCGAGGAAGAGGCAGAGAAAAAGCAGGAAGAAGAAGCUAUGAAGAAGGCCGAAGAAGAAACAAAGCAGAAAAAGGCUGAAAAAGAGGCCAAGAAGAAGGGUGAGGAAGAGACCAGGAAGAAGGUCGAGGAAGAGGCUAAGAAGAAGCAGGAAGAGGAAGAAGUCAAGAAGAAGAAGAUCGAAGAAGAUGCCAAGAAAAAGAAGGAAGAAGAAGCUAAGAAGGCCGAGGAAGAGACCAAAAAGAAGGAAGCUAAAAAGAAGGCUGAGGAAGAAGCUAAGAAGAAGAAGGCUGAAGAAGAGGCCAAGAAGAAGCUGGAGGAAGAUGAAGUCAAGAAGAAGAAGGCCGAGGAAGAAGCUAAGAAGAAGCAAAAAGAGGAAGAAGCAAAGCAGAGGAAGGCUGAGGAAGAGGCCAAGAAGAAGCAGGAGGAGGAAGAAGCCAAGAAAAAGAAGGAAGAAGAAGCUAAGAAGAAGCAAGAAGAGGAAGAAGCCAAGAAGAAGGCUGAGGAAGAGGCCAAGAAGAAGCAGGAGGAGGAAGAAGCAAAGCAGAAGAAGGAUGAGGAAGAAGCUAAGAAGAAGAAGGCUGAAGCAGAGGCCAAGAAGAAGGCCGAAGAAGAGGCUAAGAAGAAGCAGGAGGAGGAUGAAGCCAAGAAGAAGGCCGAGGAAGAAGCUAAGAAGAAGCAGGAGGAGGAAGAAGCGAAGAAGAAGGCUGAGGAAGAAGUCAAGAAGAAAACGAAGGAAGAAGAAGCUAAGAAGAAGGCUGAGGAAGAGGCCAAGCAGAAGCAGAAAGAGGAAGAAGCAAAGCAGAAGAAGGAUGAGGAAGAGGUCAAGAAGAAGGUCGAGGAAGAGGCCAAGAAAAAGAAGACCGAAGAAGAGGCUAAGAAAAGGAAGGAAGAAGAAAGUAAGAAGAAGGCCGAGGAAGAGACCAAAAAGAAGGUUGAGGAAGAAACUAAAAAGAAGAAGGCUGAGGAAAAGGCCAAGAAGAAGGCCGAGGAAGAAGCUAAGAAGAAGAAGGCUGAAGAAGAGGCCAAGAAGAAGGCCGAAGAAGAGGCUAAGAAGAAGCAGGAGGAGGAUGAAGCCAAGAAGAAGAAGGAAGAAGAAGCUAAGAAGAAGGCUGAGGAAGAGGCCAAGAAGAAGAAAGAAGAAGAAGAGACCAAGAAGAAGGCCAUGGAAGAGGUUAAGAAGAAGCUGGAAGAGGAAGAAGUCAAGAAGAAGAAGGCCGAGGAAGAUGCCAAGAAAAAGAAGGAAGAAGAAGCUAAAAAGAAAGCCGCGGAAGAGACCAAGAAGAAGGCUGAGGAAGAGACCAAAAAGAAGGCUGAGGAAGAGGUUGAAAAGAAAAAGAUUGAGGAAGAAGCUAAGAAGAAGAAGGCCAUAGAAGAGUCUAAGAAGAAGGCUGAGGAAGAGACCAAAAAGAAGGCUGAGGAAAAAGCUAAGAAGAAGAAGGCAGAGGAAGAGGCUAAGAGCAAGACUGAGGAAGAGGUCAAGAAGAAGAAAGCAGAGGAAGAAGCUAAGAAGUAUCAGGAAGAAGUUAAGAGCAAAAAGGAAGAGGAAGAAAUAAGAAAGCAGAAGAGAGAUGAAGUGGCCACCAAGAAACAAGCGACUCAGGAUACUCUGUUCGAUAAUGUCCAUGAAAUGUUGUUGGAUAUCAAGCGUAUGUUCUUAACCAACAAUGCAGGCAAACACUUGUCCUCGGAGCUGAAAAACGUGAAGCUUAGCAUGCUGUCGUCUGAGGACCUAGAGUACUGUGAUGUUGAAAUACCGCUCAUGAAGCUGUUCCACAAUUCGAUCAGUACUUUCAUUGAUUCAUUGUCUCGGAUCGACCUGUACUCAGAGCAACCCGAGACGUGGAAAGCGUUGGAAGAUGGCGUGCUGCUGAUGCUGGAAUCAUUUGGUCAGCUACAGCAAAGAAGCGAACAUCUGCAAGGAACCGAUUGGAAAACUGUUUACACGCUCUACAAAACCGUAAUGGUGCUUUUGACUGAAACUACACAAUGCAUUUAUCAAAGACGGUCAACGCAGGCCGAAACUGAGCUUGCGUUGAACAAAACGAACGUGGAGCUGCAACUGUUGCAGAAGGAUCUAGAGUACAUACGGUUGAACUGCACCGAACGAGUAGAUCUUGCCUCCAAGACGGUAGAAUCGUACUUUGCUUUAGUGUGCAAAACGUUGACCCUUUUGCACCCAUGCGUAGAGGCCGUUGUGAAAAAGCCGUCGUACUCGACGUGCGUAAACAUUUUGCUGCAGCUUACUAUUCCCGUGCACGAUCUGGUUAAGGAUCUGCCGUCGGGUACGGGCUGGUCAGCACAAUCUAUAACUCCGCCACUGAAGCAUAACUUGAGACAGUUGUAUCGCAUCGUUUCGUUAAUGUCCCAGCAACACAUCACCCGUGUAAGGAACGAGCGUGAGGUGUCGAUCGUGGAGGAGAUUAAGCGACAUCUGUUAAGCUUGGAUAAGGUGUUGAAAGUACUGCUCGAUCAGCACAGUAAAAUGGAAAUGCAGAAGGAACUUUUGGAUACGAUCCGUAGACAUUUGAUAACGUUGAAGAGUGUGAUGAUGCAGGUUAGGACGGAUUACUGUUUACAGUCACUAGUGGAGAAAGAUGAUCAGUUGAUGUCCGCGUUUGAGAUGGUGAUUGAGAAGUUAACGGUUAAUCCAAUGCAGCUAGACUCCGUGGAGUAUCUUCGGUUGCUAGCAGAGUCUCUGGAGAAGUAUUGUGACAUCAUGCGCAGGCUUAGCAAUAACGUCACGAUUUCCGAUUGGUUGUUGCGUUAUCAGCUACAGCUGCUAAAGAUUUUCGACACGAUCGAGUUUUGUCUGAGUGAGGAACAGUUCAUAGUGAUUGGUAGCAAGGAAAAGUACACACGUACCAGCACGCAGGAUGCGAUCCUUACAGUCAAGCAGAUGAUAACUCACUACAAGAUCACUAGCAGUCAGCAACAGCAGCAGCAGGUCCGUCGGGAGCAAACGUCGGAACAAACCCACAUCAAGGCCAUCGCCGCACGUCAGGGACUCACUGACGCCCCGGAACCAAUGGUACGCAGCAUCCAGGACGGAAGUCCCAGGCGCACUCUGGACACGCGACAGCAACGUACGGAAACGAUCCGGCGUCAUGCGACCAGAAGUCCGCUUGGCAUGCGGGACGAGCCACCCCGUAGCUCUUCCAGAUGUAGCCUGGGAGCAUUGCCGUCCAAACGUGGACCGUCGUUUGCGGUGUACCUGAAGAAUGUGUUCAUCGAGCGAGACCACAGCUUCAAGCUGCUGUGCGUCGUGCUGGACUCGGAGAUUGAUGUCCGGUGGACGAAGGAUGGUAGCGAUAUCGCGCAAACCGGACGCUACCGGAUGGUGCAGAAGAAUGGGCUGAUUACGCUGCAGGUGGACCAUGCCGAGUACGAGGAUACGGGCGUGUAUGCGUGCCACGUCUUCAACAACUACGGCCAGUCGUUCAACAAGUGCACCGUCGAGGUGUAUGAUACCAGCGAUGAUAUCAUCUGCUCGUCAUUCAGCAUACCGCACAAAAUGGUUUACUAA
This is a messenger RNA of Anopheles maculipalpis, 11622 nucleotides long. RefSeq lists its product as uncharacterized. Lineage: Eukaryota; Metazoa; Arthropoda; Insecta; Diptera; Culicidae. The record is from RefSeq and is a predicted model, not a curated record. Bases 1 to 11622 code for a protein of 3873 amino acids. The transcript is spliced from 17 exons.